GACUACGAAGGAAUUUUAAUGACUCUAGAUGCGUACUUGUAUAUGCUGUUUUGACGGUGAUGGAUGUUGUGACUUCGGGGCUGUCUAAAGAAUUGGAAUCACAACCCGUUGCUGCGAGUAAGAUGACCGGCCAUCAUUCUAAACAAAGAUUCGCAAAAUUGAAUGCCCCAGAUGACAGGAUUUGACUCAAGAUGGAAAGGAAACUAACAAAGAUAGAUUACAUGUUUUGGCAAGCAGGUAUAACGAGAAAUGGAACUACGGAAGAUACUUAUUCACAACCAUUGCCAUGUUCUGCAUCGAAAUGCGAACUGAACGACGAAUUAUGGCCAAGAAACAUUCUUCUUCGCAAACAGGAACCAGUCCUGCAAACAAUGAAAAAAGUAGAAAACACGCCUGUCAGACGUCCAUCAGCACCCACCCUGCUCGUACGCCCGAAGGCAAGACCACAAGACAGGGUCGAGAUCAUCAACCGCCCUCUAUACAGCACAGCAGAGCUAUGCCGCCACCUUUGCAGGCAGUGCGAGAGCAACCAGAAAACUUCACUCUAGGGUGCCGAGGAUAUCUAUCAUCAACCAGGGUGGGAUCUGUGGCUCUUUUGGAGAACCCAGAGUGGGUCGAAUACUAUAGAAAUGAUUCUCCUGAAGAAGGGGGGGAAGUAUGUUAGCAAACUGUUAAUCCUGAAAGAUUGUUUGUGGAAGUG
Messenger RNA from Sodiomyces alkalinus F11, 700 nucleotides. RefSeq lists its product as hypothetical. The transcript has a single exon. The record is from RefSeq and is a predicted model, not a curated record. The coding region runs from base 323 to 664 and encodes 113 amino acids. Lineage: Eukaryota; Fungi; Ascomycota; Sordariomycetes; Glomerellales; Plectosphaerellaceae.